AUGAACGCCAUCUACAGCCAUGCCGUGAAGCAGAAGAGCGCACUGCAGAAGGACCUCGCGCGGUUCGAGGCGGACCCGCUUGGGGCUCCGAUCUCGCUGCAGGGCACGAUCGCAGCGACGCUUGUCGCGCUGGAGAAGACCGUACGGCAGUUCAGGGAGUACCUCGUGGCACACUCUGGUGCCCCCCAAGACGAGAAGUUCGAGGCCCGGCUCGUUGGGUUGCAGAGAGACCUUGACGAGUUCACGAAGCGGUUCAAAGCGCUGAAGUUGCAGUACAACGACUCGCAGCAACAGCAGCGCACACAGUUGUUUGGCAAGGGAGCCUCCACGGCGAAUGAGAACCCGUUCAUGGACGAGACCGCUCUGAACAAGCGCGGCGGUGCUGGUUCCUCACAACAACAACAGCGGCAGGAACCGCUGCCCCUCUACCAGGGACUUGAGAAGGAGAACUCUAUUUUCCAGCGCGGGAACACGCAGUUGGACUACAUAUUGGAGAUGGGCCAGGCAUCGCUGCACGAUAUAAUCGACCAGAACGAGAUACUCGAGCGGAUGCAGUCCACCAUGUCCAAGAGCCUGCGAACGCUGCACGUCUCGGAGUCCACCAUACAGUCGAUCAACAGCCGCCUCUUCAAAGAUAAACUCAUCUUCUGGAUAGCUCUCAUCCUCAUGUUUACAGGGAUGUACUUCGUGUACAAGUGGUUCCAUUAG
Molecule: messenger RNA, 708 nt
Organism: Huiozyma naganishii CBS 8797
Lineage: Eukaryota; Fungi; Ascomycota; Saccharomycetes; Saccharomycetales; Saccharomycetaceae
Gene: BOS1
Product: Bos1p
Exons: 1
Coding region: 1-708 (235 amino acids)
Biological process (GO): vesicle fusion; endoplasmic reticulum to Golgi vesicle-mediated transport
Cellular component (GO): ER to Golgi transport vesicle membrane; SNARE complex; endoplasmic reticulum membrane
Molecular function (GO): SNAP receptor activity; SNARE binding
Source: RefSeq, a predicted model, not a curated record